AAGAAUACAUUUAUUUUACUACACUUUUGCAUUUUAUUAUGUGGAAAGAGGGAGUUGGAGAUAAUCCUAAGUUCCAACUAGAAGUAAAACUACUUUUAAACUCAUUUUUAUUUUAUAAUGGUAAUUCUUAAAUUGUUGAAUAUUCAGAGUACAACAGUUUGAAAUGAAAUGUUUUCCUUGGAUUCAUAUUUAUUAUCAGAAUAAAGUAAAUUUAAAUCAUAUAUAAAUAUUAUAGUAAGUUAAAAAAUGUUAAGGUAUGGUAAUUUAACUUAUGGUUGUUAUGCAAAUAAUGCAUUCACCAGGUGUUAGGAGGGGGAUUGUUUGGUAAGGAGGGGAUGAAAGAAGGUAAUUUGGUGGUUAUGGUGAGUCCUAGUUGAGCUGGAACUGAUGCACUGUUGAGACAUGGUGCUGGAUUUGGAUUUAUUCAGAGAGGAGAAGGGUGGAAACCCUGAAAAGAUCCGCCAAAAUCAGAAAGAUCGUUUUAAAGAUGUUGGAUUAGUAGAUCAAGUUGUUAAUAAUGACCUGAAAUGGAGACAAUCGAGGUUUCAAGCAGAUAAUCUCAACAAGUUAAAGAACCUCUGCAGUAAAGAAAUUGGUGAAAAAAUGAAGAAAAAUAGAAAUAGCCAUACUCCACAUGAGUUUAAUUUUUCUGAUUUUAUCAAUAUUAAUGACAAAAAUGUACUAAAUAACUAUCUUGAAGAUAAAAGUUAUAUCUAUGGUUUUGAACCCACUCAAAUUGAUACACAAGUGUAUUUAAGUAUAAAUGAAGAUUUCUUAGUCUCAAAAAGUAAUAAUUACCCCCAUUUAUGGAGGUGGUAUGUUCACAUUAAAAGUUUUGGAGCUGGGAUAACUUAUUUUCCUGUUUACGAUAAGAGGAAAGAAAGUGGGGAUGGAAGCAGCACAUUGCCAUCAGAUUUUGAUCUGGAAUCUUUGACUCCUGAAACAUUAAAAAAUUUCACAGUUCCGCAAAUAAAGGAAGUAAGAACUUUAAUUGACAAAGCAAUAUCUUCAAAUGAAACUCUCCUUACUACAACUGCCGCAGAAAGGGAUAAAGCUCUUUCUGAACUUGGAAAUUUACUGCAUCCUUCUGUUCCUAUUAAUGAUAAUGAGGAUGAAAAUGCUGUGGUUAGGACUUUUGGUGAUAUUUCCAUUAAAAAGAAAUAUUCACAUUAUGAUUUGAUACAUAUGAUUGGUGGAAUUGAAUCGGAAAAGGGAGCUGCUGUUGCUGGAGGAAGAGGCUACUAUUUAAAGGGACCAGCGAUCAUGUUACAAUACGCAUUGGUGCAGUAUGCCUUGUCAAAGUGGAUCAGCUAUGGCUAUACACCUGUUUACACUCCCUUUUUCAUGAAAAAGGACAUCAUGCAACAAGUUGCCCAACUUUCACAAUUUGAUGAAGAGCUUUAUAAGGUUGUUGGUAAAGGUGGCGAAGAACAAUACCUCAUUGCAACUUCUGAACAACCAUUGGCCGCCUUGCACAAAGGGGAGUGGAUUGCGGAGUCUGAUCUUCCCAUCAGGUACAUUGGCGUUUCCACUUGCUUCAGGCAAGAAGCCGGCUCCCAUGGAAGAGAUACAAGGGGUAUUUUCCGUGUUCAUCAGUUUGAAAAGGUGGAGCAGUUCACCCUCACUUCACCAUUUGAUAAUAAAUCUUGGGACAUGUUUGAAGAAAUGAUAAGUAAUGCUGAAAAUUUCUAUAAAGAAUUGGGCAUUGCUUAUAGAAUAGUUAAUAUAGUGUCAGGAGCCCUUAACAAUGCUGCUGCCAAGAAGUUAGAUCUUGAAGGAUGGUUUCCUGGAUCUGGAGCUUUUCGAGAAUUGGUUUCUUGCAGUAAUUGUCUUGAUUACCAAGCUAGACGUUUGUUAGUUAGGUAUGGUCAGACUAAGAAGAUGAAUACACAGGCUGAUUAUGUUCAUAUGUUGAAUGCAACUGCUUGUGCGACAACACGUGUAAUCUGUGCAAUACUUGAAACAUACCAAACAGAAGAAGGCAUUUUAGUUCCAGAAGUUUUGAAACCCUUCCUACCACCAGUGUAUAAAGAUUCCAUCCCAUUCGUUAAUCCAGCACCUAUUGAAGUAGAAGAGACUAAGAAGAAAAAGCAACAAAAAGAUGGGAUUAGGAAAAAGAAUGAUGGAGGAACAGGUUGAUACUACAUUUUUUUAACAAUGCUUUGUAUUCAUUGAUUAAAAAAAUAUUUUAUUAUUUUUUUUUAUUCAUCUUCCUUUUUCAUUUUAUGAUCAUUCCUCAUUUCUAGCAUUUUCAAAAACUCCUUUUCUGUAAAAUUCAAUCCUUUUUCAGUUUCGGCAAUAUCCUAAAAUUAAUCAUUAAAUAUUUUAUAUUAUUUCAAACAUAAAAAUUGCUAUUAAAUUAAAUUAUUGUUACUGAAUAUUAAAUGGGCCUAAGAAAUAAAUUGUAAAAUAAUGACUUACCUUUUGUUUUUUUAAAUUUUCGAUUAGAAUCAUUUGUUUUUUUAUUGAACCUAAGAGUUCGGACUUCUGUUUUUCAAGCUUUCUCACCAUGACUACCAUAUCAUCAUUUUUUGUACGACAUUUAUCCCGAGCUUC
Messenger RNA from Nezara viridula (southern green stink bug), 2556 nucleotides. Lineage: Eukaryota; Metazoa; Arthropoda; Insecta; Hemiptera; Pentatomidae. The record is from the annotation of a GenBank genome assembly.